UACCUAAACAACAUCUUCUACCCUUUUAAUAAUAUAUAUAUAUAUAUAUGGUGGUAUUCAUGUACCAAAAGCUUCUUCCCAUCUGCAUUAUUUUCCUUCACUUGUUCCAAAAAUUAAUAUGCCAAACACAAGAAAUCUGAGGCAGCUCAACCUCAACAUGUGCUGCUCAAACUCAGCUACUCCUGACUCAGAAACUCCUCCAUUGAGUCCUAUUACUACUUGUUCACAUCACCAUACUCACUCUGCAUCUCCUUCUUCCAUUAUGAUAAAGAACUUUAACUCUAUCUAUGACCCUACCUUAACCUCUAACAACUCUUUCACCUCCACUUUCUUCUCCACCACCACCUUCUUAGAACCAGAACCUCAACCUCAACCUCAACCCGCCGACUUCGCCACCGCUUUCGCCUCCCAGAGGUUCUUUUUCUCCUCUCCCGGCCACUCAAACUCCCUCCUUCAAUACACUAACAAACCUACUCAACACCACUCAGCGUCGCUCAGAGAAGAUGCUGCUCAUGUUGAGAACAUGAAGAUCACUAAGAAGGUCUUGUUCAAGGGCAGCGUGGCGGUGGCCACGUACUCGCCGGACCCUUACGUCGAUUUCCGCCGCUCUAUGCAGGAGAUGGUGGAGGCGCGUCCGGAGCUGAUGGACGUGAAGUCGAACUGGAAUGUGUUGCACGAGCUUCUUCUCUGUUAUCUUGCGCUCAACCCAAAGAACACCCACAAGUUCAUUCUUGGUGCUUUUGCUGAUCUCCUCGUUAGCCUCAUGUCUUUCUAGUUCUGGAUCUUCAAUUUUUCUUUGUAAAUUCAAAUGAUGAAACAUUGAAAAUUGUGAGAAAUCCGUGUCUGUAAACAAAUGCAACUGGUUAUAAUUAAUAGCUGUUUGAUUGCACAGAAUGGAUGAAGACAAAGAGUGACUCAGAAAUGGCCAAAUGUGAGUCAGUAAAAUAAGAAUUUGCAAACAGACAGAAUCAAGGAAUCCAAUUUAUGGCCUCUUUUGUUUUCAUAAUGAGAUGAGUGGGAUAAGCCACGCUGAAGAUUCACUCACUCAAUAUUGAUUUUGGUGUUAUCCUUUUCAUUUUAAUAUUAAGAUAUAGUUCAUGAUCUGAACUCAGUGCUCACAAAUCACUAUCUUCUUGUCAAGCCAGUGGCAGAGAAUAAGAAAAUAAAAGUAAUAAUUAUCUUUUUGGC
This is a messenger RNA of Vigna radiata var. radiata (mung bean), 1188 nucleotides long. Its product is annotated as transcription repressor OFP16. The coding region runs from base 119 to 775 and encodes 218 amino acids. The transcript has 2 exons. Lineage: Eukaryota; Viridiplantae; Streptophyta; Magnoliopsida; Fabales; Fabaceae. Gene Ontology annotation, biological process: negative regulation of DNA-templated transcription. The record is from RefSeq and is a predicted model, not a curated record.